AUGCAAAGCCAAAUUUCACAGUCUAGUAUAUGGCUGGAAACAGAUCAGGUUGAAGAACAAGAAUUGCUGAGAAAUAUUUUAAUGAAUUUCAUUCCCACUUUUGGGAAAGACCAGGUAGGUUUACAUCCUACGUUGAAAGUAAUUAGCGAUUCUAAAGAAAGCCAACAUAAUCAUACACCACCACCUUCAUAUGAAGAAGUUUCAUCAAUGCUAGAUUGUCAUGAAGUUUCUGCUAGACAUAGGGGGCGUUCAAUGUCACCUAGUGGGAGAUCUAAUAAUAAUAGAAGACAUAGUAAUGUUAAUCAAGAUAAUGAUGGCGCAAAUAAUGAAAUUAACGCUACAGGGAAUAGUGAUAAUAUGAGUAUUCAUAAAACACAAAUAGAAACACGAAAAUCUACCAAAGAAAAAACCAUUAAUUAUAUUCAGUCACAAUGGGUUUCUGAGGAUUUCGACACCAAGGAUCUCAGAUCGAUUAAUUUAUCCCAGCCUUUUAUAAUGAUUAGUCCAAAGUCAACAUUCAUCGAAAAAUUCUUAGAAAAAAGAUGUGAAAGGCGAUUUGCAAAACAUCAAGUUCCUAUUGAUAAUAACGUCUCUUCGAUACCAGCUGAAUACUUGAAGUUAUUGGAGGUGGAGAUAUUCCGUGAAAGUGAUGUUUUGGAUUCGAUUUCUCAAGAUCUAUGGAAUGAAUUUGGACAUUGGGCAUAUUUUACAAAGGUUCCCAAUUUUAGAAAAAAAUUCCGGCAUCACUGUCGACGUCUAUGGGCUAAAACAAGGCAUGCGCAUGAGCAACGAAUAAAAACUUGGAAGGUGCCUCUAGAAGAUUAUGAAAUCCCAGAAAUAUUCCAACGGCACCCAAAGGACAAACUUGUUAUUGCAGAUGAAACAACUAACAAAGUUAUAAAUAAUAUCCACCUCAAUGGCUACCAAUAUAUUUCUAAAUCAUGUUGCAUUAAAAAUACUUUUGGCGAAACGAUGGUUGACUUCUUUGAUCUCAACAAUUUAGAAUCUGCAAAAAUUGCACAGAUGGUAGUGGAUAAAUAUUAUGAUCACACUCGUAAACACAUCAGUCAUCAAAGUAUCCAUUUUAUCAAUAACCUGGCAGAACAAUUCGGUUGUCUGACAGAUAGCAACAUUGAGCCUUAUGUUACGACGAGCACCGCUUCUAAUCAUUCUCAAGAGCAUCGGGAUUGUGUUAGAGAAUUAAUACAAGGACUUCAACCAUUAUCAGAUGUGGUUAAUAAUUAUAUUGAUGCCACCUAUCCAGCGUUAUAUACCAAAAUGAAAAAACUUGAUCUAGGUUCCAACGUCCCUAAAUGUUUUGGUGCCUUCCCAACUGUCGGUAUUAACUUUAACUCUAUCAGCCAGUUCCAUCGGGAUCUGAAAGAUCAUAGUAAUACACUUUGUGUUGUUUGUCCUUUGGGGGUAUUCAAAGGUGGACAACUGGCAUUUCCCGAGUUAAAAUUGGCAAUUGAUGCUAAACAAGGACAGGCAAUAGCUUUUCGAUCACAUCUUUUAAUUCAUGGGAAUUUUCCAAUAACAGUUGGGUCGAGGCAUAGUGUUGUCUUCUAUAUUCAUGGCACAGUUAUAAAACAAAACCGGAAAUUCAGUUCUCUUUUUGAUAACAAGGAUUUAGAUGUGUCAGAGAUUCUAGGCUCUACUUAUAAAGAGCACAAGAAACUGCCAAAAUAUUCUCCUCCUAGUUUAAGCUCUCGAAAAUUUAUAACGAAAUUAAGAAACCAUAGGCGAAGUCAUCUCGAUUUGGAACCCGCAAGAAGAGGCUUACCAGCGCAGUAUAGGAAAUAA
This is a messenger RNA of Entrophospora candida, 1803 nucleotides long. Lineage: Eukaryota; Fungi; Glomeromycota; Glomeromycetes; Entrophosporales; Entrophosporaceae. The record is from the annotation of a GenBank genome assembly.